This is a messenger RNA of Lineus longissimus, 2029 nucleotides long. Its product is annotated as nitrilase and fragile histidine triad fusion protein NitFhit-like. The transcript has 11 exons. The coding region runs from base 104 to 1576 and encodes 490 amino acids. Gene Ontology annotation, biological process: nucleobase-containing compound metabolic process. Gene Ontology annotation, molecular function: bis(5'-adenosyl)-triphosphatase activity; hydrolase activity, acting on carbon-nitrogen (but not peptide) bonds, in linear amides. The record is from RefSeq and is a predicted model, not a curated record. Lineage: Eukaryota; Metazoa; Nemertea; Pilidiophora; Heteronemertea; Lineidae.
UAAGACAACGCUUCUUGGUUUCCAUCUUUUUGAACAUUUUCUAGAAAAAAACGUUCUAACGCUCAUUCACAGGUACUCGUGGGGUUGAUCGUGAUUCACAUCCAUGACAUUGACAAGGGGAUUUGCUGCCAUUGUGAAGACGCUUGGGUGGAGAUUAGGAGGCUACACAAGAGUAGCAAGCUUUGCAGGCCGGCAGAAUCGGCUUUUUUAUACUGCUGGUGGUGAAGGCCCCAUGUCGAGAGAGGUCAAUGUCAAGCAAAGCCCACUUGUGGCUGUUUGUCAGAUGACAGCGACAUCCAAUAAGCAGGAGAACUUUUCAGUUUGCAAGCAACUGAUUGAAAAAGCUAAGGCCAGGGGAGCUCAGAUGGUGUUCCUCCCAGAGUGUUUUGACUUUGUGAGUGAAUCCCGACCACAAGCUCUGGAAUUUUCUGAAACCCUAUCUGGUCCUCUGAUAACUUCAUACCAAGAAUUAGCAAAGAAGCAUGAUAUUUGGCUAUCUUUGGGUGGAUUCCAUGAAAAGGGUCCAGAAGACGAACCAUGUCGCCUAUUCAACACCCAUUUAGUCAUCAACAAUGAAGGAAAUAUCUCCGCCACAUACAACAAAACGCACCUCUUUGAUCUCCACAUCAAAGGCACCAUCAGACUUUCUGAAUCAGACUUCACCGUUCCAGGAUCUCAAGUGGCACCUCCUGUUGCAACCCCAGUUGGGAAAGUUGGUUUGGGAGUUUGUUAUGAUAUGAGGUUUCCAGAAUUUUCUGUGGCUCUUACCCAGCAAGGUGCUGAAGUGUUAACCUAUCCAUCUGCAUUUACUGUACCAACAGGAAUGGCUCAUUGGCAUGCAAUAUUAAGAAGUCGAGCUAUCGAAAACCAAUGCUAUGUAAUAGCAGCUGCACAGGUUGGAAGACACAAUGAAAAGAGACAGUCUUAUGGACAUGCACUGGUGAUUGAUCCCUGGGGCUGCGUGGUUGCAGAGUGUCAAAAUGGGACAGAUAUUGCCUGUACCGAGAUUGAUCUUGGUUACCUUAACAAGAUUAGACAGGACAUGCCUAUGGACAAGCACCGGAGGCAUGACAUUUAUGGACAUAUCGAAACAAGGAGCAAUGUUCCUAUUGACAGUGAAGCCAGCUACCAAUUUGGACAGUUUUCAAUAAGAUCUGACCAGGUGUUCCACAGAUCUAAUCUGUCCAUUGCGUUUGUGAACAUAAAACCAGUGGUUCCUGGACAUGUUUUAGUCUCACCCAUCAGAGUUGUAGAAAAGUUUGCAGACCUGACACCAUCAGAAGUGUCUGAUCUGUUUAAUUGUGUGAAACGAGUAACCAAGGUGAUAGAGGAAGUCCAUGGUGCUACAUCAUCCAGUGUUGCCAUACAAGACGGGCCGGAUGCUGGACAAACAGUUGCACAUGUUCAUGUCCACAUUCUUCCAAGAAAAGCUGGUGAUUUUAAAGAGGAUGAAGUAUAUUCAAAGCUUCAAGAUCAUGAUAAAAAUCUACAAGAAGACAUGAAGCAAGGGAAUAUUCGGACUGAGGAGGAAAUGGCAGAGGAAUCGGCAGGGUUAAGAAGGUUCUUCUCAUGUUGAUUAGGGAAAGACACUCAAUAAUAAGGACAUUUUGUUAUUCUGGACUGUGAUUUUGGACUAGUUGUUAUUGAGAUGGGAGGGCAGAGGAGUGAGCAGGUUUACUGGCACAGACAUCCUCAAUGUGCAUUAUUCAGAGACAGAUGCUUUUUGUUAGGGACGUAAAAGUAUGUUAUGGUGUGGCGUGUGAUCUUGGACAGGAAAGAUUGGGCUGAUGAUGAUGAAAAUUACGAUUAAAUAGAAAUUUUAUACUAACAAUUUGUUGGAGUUAUCAGUUACACUGUACUGUAUCAUGGUCAUGGAGAUUUAAUUUCACUUUUGUUAUUUUUUUCUUAGAACUGCCAAUUAAAGAUCUUCUAUUAUAUAAAGUGUCUCAUCAGAGGAUCUAGACCUACCAGGUCACUUGUGUAUCUUUAUAGAUUAGGGAAGAAAUAUAUUUAUAAAUGGAAUCGACAA